AUGUCCUCCUCCAGGAAGCGUGGACGACAGGAGAUGGAAGCUACUGAGGUUCCAAAAGAACCAAGUAUGAUUGAUCGUCUUCGGAAUAUGUGGGAGUUUGCAAAUCUUGCGCAAUGGAUUUUCAUCUUUGGCAGGACUGUCAAAAUUGAUGAGAAUAUUGGAAUCGAGGAACUUGAGAUGGAAUGUUCGAAAACACACUCAACUGUUCUGCCAGAGAUUGGCCUUGCUUUGUUGAAAUUUGUCUCAUCUCAUCGAGGGCUCACUCCUGAGAUUUUCGAUGAGUAUACAAGAAGACAAUAUGUUGCCAAAGCACCCGAGCGCAAUCCUUAUGGUACUGAGGAAGAACCCGCAAAUCCGGAUCGUAUUCGUGAGAGAAUGGAAGAGACUAAGGACACCGAGCAAACUUCUUGGCGCAUUGAACCUUGUGGAUGGGACUCGGAUGAUCGCGAAUACUUCGUCUUGGACGACAAUCGACUUUAUCGUCGUACUGAACCUUCACCACCUCCUCCACCCCCUCCUCCAGCUCCAACAUACAAAAAGAAUUCAAAGAAGGGUAAGGCGGCUGCAAGGGCAAGUAAACGAAGAAAGACAACAGACGCAGUCGAGAGUGAAGCCGAAGGACCAGCACAAGUUCCGGUAGAAGAGAAUAUUGACGAUGGGUUCGGAGGAGCAAAGUGGGAAUGCAUUGCUGUUUCGUUCGAAGAGUUCACCACAUUCGCGGCAUCAAUGGAGAAAACCCGCGAUCCAAAUGAGAAGAUUCUGCGAAAACGUAUUGUGGAUCAAGUCCUUCCGCUAUUAGAGAAGCAAGAAGAAGCUCGGAAACGCAAAGAAGCGCAAAAGCAACGCGAGUUGAUCAAUAUCGAAAAGCUGGCCACAGCAAAGAGAUCUAGCAGAAUUGCUGGUAAGAUGGAGCAACAAAAACAAGAAGAAGAGACCAGAGAGGCGGAACGCAAGAAGCAGCAGGAUCUAGCAAUGGCAAAGAAAGAACAACAGAAAUGGCUUAAGCUGGAGAAAGAAAGAGAAUCACGAAUGAUGACUAGGGAGCAGCGGGUAAAGGAGAGAGAAGCACGUCGCAUUAUCCAUGAGGAUGACUUGGCCAAUCUCUCUGAGGAUAGUAGAAAGGUUGGAUCGGGCGAAGGUCGUCUCUCGGAACGCCAUCUAAAGGCCGAAAUCGAAAGAAAGAAGCAGGCUCUCGAAGAACUUAAAGGUGAAGAGGAUUGGAUAUUCGAUUGCAUCUGCGGUGCUUAUGGUCAAAUCGAUGAUGGUACCCACAGUAUUGCUUGCGAGAAAUGCAAUAUUUGGCAACACAGCAAAUGCGUUGGCGUCAGUGAAGCAGAGGCUGAUCGCGAUGACUUUGAGUUUAUCUGCACUACCUGUCAACGUCGUGCCGAAGAUGCGGAAAGGGCUAAAACUCACCCACCAAUCAAGAUCAAACUCAAUCGGCUCGGCUCAUCAUCCUCCCCAAUGCCACCAAAACAAAAUGGCUUAUCGAUUCUGGGUGAUGGAGCUAUGCCAAAUGGUAGCCCAUCAGCAGUUCCAGCUUCACCACAGAAAGCUCUACCUCAAAUGCAUCUGUUCUCUACUACUAACGGCGCACAUAAGCCAGCACAUUCGCCGAAGGCAUCUUCAUCUCAAUCUCAAACCAAUACUGCUAGUCGACCUCCACCGAUCCUACCUCCAAAGUUCAAUAGAAAUGAGCGCGCAGGUUCUCCGGUUGGUAAAUCCGAUGUUAGAUCAUCCAUUGAAAUUCCCGUCGGAGAAAGUCCAUCUCUACCACGACACAACGGUCUAGCUAAUACUAAUCCUUUCUCAUCCCCCGCUCCUCACAGCCCAACUUCUCUUCCGCCUCCAAAGAACUUGACUACGAAUGGCUUUCGGUACAAUCAGUCUCCUUCUAAGCCUCAAAGUUCGCCAAUAUCAUCGCCAAUUCAGCAAAAUGCGGAUUUGCCCACUCUCAAAAAUAAUGGAGAUGUAUCAAUUCAACCCCUCAACGGCUUUCAUCGCGAGCACAAUGAUCGUCGUAGUUCAUUCAACUUUUCAUCACCACUUGCAGGCGUUCCGGUACUGACACCAUCUCAAAAAAACCAAUCGAUUCCAAGCUCAUCAUUCGAACAAAAUGGAAAUGCUACACCAAGUGGACAAGCCUCAAGAUUUAAUAUGAUGUCUGCAUCAUCUACAGGAUUAGAUCAAGAUCCACUUGAUCCAGGUCAUGCAUCGGCGUUACCCUCAUCAAUCAGUGGAAUAUCCCCUACAAAACAUUCUCCCGCGCGUCCAACAUCAAAUAGUUCAUCAACACCCACCAUUCUACCUCCCAUCGCUCCUCUAUCACCAAGUCCACGGUCACAAAACCUUACUCCACCAGUGAAGCCUUCGCAGCCCCAACCGAGUCAGAAUACUGCUCCUUGA
Molecule: messenger RNA, 2406 nt
Organism: Sclerotinia borealis F-4128
Lineage: Eukaryota; Fungi; Ascomycota; Leotiomycetes; Helotiales; Sclerotiniaceae
Source: the annotation of a GenBank genome assembly